Messenger RNA from Aspergillus fumigatus Af293, 1212 nucleotides. Its product is annotated as putative GPI anchored glycosyl hydrolase. Gene Ontology annotation, biological process: fungal-type cell wall biogenesis; carbohydrate catabolic process. Gene Ontology annotation, molecular function: mannan endo-1,6-alpha-mannosidase activity. NCBI's taxonomy places the organism in Eukaryota, Fungi, Ascomycota, Eurotiomycetes, Eurotiales, Aspergillaceae. The record is from RefSeq and is a predicted model, not a curated record.
AUGUUUAUCAGACACUCAGACACCGUCAAGUCGGCCGCCAAAAUGGUCGCGGCGCCCAUGAUGGAGUUCUACAACAAGAACCAGACUGAAGGCAUCCCGGGCAAGCUAACGGACACCUGGUAUGUGGCGGGCGCCAUGUUCAUGAUUCUCAUCCAGUACUGGUAUGCCUCCAGCGAUGACACCUAUAAUACUGUUGUGUCACAUGACCUGAUGUUCCAGUCGGGUGAGAAUUAUGACUUUCUCUCAAAAAAUUACAGUCACUGGUUGGGUAAUGACGAUCAGAUGUUCUGGGGACUUGCCUCCAUCACUGCUUCAGAGACUGGGUUCCCAGAGAUCCCAGACAAACCCACCUGGACCUCCCUGGCGCGGGCAGUCUUCAACAUGCAGGUUGCCCGAUGGGAUACCACGAAUUGUGGUGGCGGCAUGCGAUGGCAGAUCCCCCUCUAUCUGCCUGGUUACACGAUGAAGAACGCCAUAUCUAACGGCGGUCUUUUUGAACUGUCAGCCCGGCUCGCACGCUUCACUAUGAAUGACACUUAUGCGCAAUGGGCUGAAAAGAUCUGGGACUGGUCAGCCAACACGCCGCUCUUACAGACUGAUCACUGCUUGCUGAUUAUAUAUGGUGAUAAAAAGACCAACGGGAAUGAACAGUGGCUGGAGAGAGUCAAUGGGCUGUUGAACUCCUUUCUAAGGACCUUCUGCCCUAAUGAUAAGGGUGGUAAUGUCCUGUCUGAGGUUGCCUGUGAGCCCAUCAUGACCUGUGAUCGCAAUCAGAUAGGCUUUAAAGGAUACACGGCCAUGUGGCUGGCACAUACCGCAAUCCUCGUUCCCUCAACUGCGACCCGGAUCUACCCAGUCCUGCAGGGGUCUGCCCUCGCUAUCUCUAAGCAGUGCUCUAAGCAGCCUGAUAAUACCUGCGGUAUCCGUUGGUGGCAGUCCACAUGGGAUGGCUUCACUCCCGGGCUGGAGUCGCAAAUGGCGGCCCUGGGCGGUAUCACAGCCAAUCUGAUGUACUUCAAAUCGACUGCACCAAAGACCAUUGACACAAACCCGGACGGCAAGGAGCAUCAGAUUACUGCGACCCAUGAGGAUGAGACGACCUUGGAUACACCUCCCCCCGUUGACGCAGCCAAUCGCGCGGGUGCAUGGAUUCUCACUGUGAUCUUUGUGCUUACUGCUGGGGGGUUAGUUUGGUGGUUAGUCAAGACGUGA